UAUUUGUGGGCGGGGCAAGUGAGAUUGAGGGGUGGACGCUAGCCCGGAAGUUGGUUGCCUUCAGUUUCGGAGCGUGCAGAAACAGAUUCACCAUCACUCAAACCUAACAUGGCUGCCCCUUCUCAGUACAUCCUUCCUAAUGAUCUUCCUGUGGCUCUACUCGACUGCGAGGAGGCCUUCUCCCUUCUGUCGGCAGAGGAGAAGCUGUACACACACUUUCUGUCUCGAGCGUCUUUUUAUGGUGGUCUAAUAGUCCUGUUUCAGACAUCACCAGAAUCUCCAGGAAUAUACAUUUUGCUAAAUAGGCUCUUCAGGUCCCAGGAGCCUGCAAAACUUCAGGUGGUUGCCUUGGACCAAGGAUGGACAGAGGAAGAGUAUCAGGCUCUACUGGUUUAUUCUGCCGGAUUCUUUGCCAAUAUGGGAAACUACAAAUCAUUUGGAGACACUAAGUUUGUCCCAAAUGUCGCAAAGGAAAAGUUUGAGAAGCUGUUGCAUGCAAGUGAAGCAUAUGCCACGGACCCGGAGGGAAUGGAUUUGUUAUGGAAAGACAUUGGGGAUCGCAUGUACUCACUGGAAGCGAGAGAACGUCAGCUGGGACUUGGAGAUCAAGGCAUAACCACCUACUUCUCUGGAAACUGCACCAUGGAAGACGCAGAACUGGCUCAGAGAUUUCUGGACUCAAAGAACCUUAGCGCUUACAACACUAGACUGUUUAAGACUCAGGAUAAGGAUCGCAAAAGUAAAUAUGAGGUGCGCUUGGCUUCUGUCAAGAAGGAAGAUUGUGCCCCAGAGUCAUCAGAUCUUGAACAGUCUCUGGGAGUCUUCGAGUUUGAGGGUCAUGAGAUUUGUGUUAAACGAGGAGACUACUCCCCCUUGCUGCUAAAAGUGUGUGAAAGCCUGGAAAAGGCCAAGGCCUUUGCAUCAAAUGAUAACCAACGGAGAAUGCUUGAAGAAUAUGGACGGAGCUUCCUAGAAGGAUCUAUUCAAGCUCAUAAGGAGGGUUCCAAAUAUUGGGUACAGGACAAGGGGCCGAUAGUGGAGAGUUACAUUGGAUUUAUUGAGAGCUACAGAGACCCUUUUGGAUCUCGUGGAGAGUUUGAGGGCUUUGUGGCAGUGGUCAAUAAAUCCGUGAGCGCUCGAUUUGCAAUGCUGGUCUCUGUAGCCGAAAGUCUUGUGGCAUCUCUCCCAUGGCCAAGCUCAUUUGAAAAGGAUACCUUCCUCCGACCAGACUUCACCUCUCUGGAUGUAGUAUCCUUCAGUGGAAGUGGCAUUCCCGCUGGGAUCAAUAUCCCAAACUAUGACGAUAUCAGACAGACUGUUGGGUUUAAGAACGUGUCCCUGGGAAAUGUUCUGUCAGUAGGAUCAGCCACAGACCGUGAGAAGCUGACAUUUCUACGUGAAGAGGAUAAGGACUUGUUUAUAAAGUAUCGUGGUCCCUCUUUUGAAGUCCAAGUUGGUCUACAUGAGCUACUCGGCCACGGCAGUGGAAAGCUCCUUGUACAGGAUGAAAAAGGGGCAUUUAACUUUGACAAAGAGACUGUGAUUAACCCAGAAACUGGGGAGCUGAUAACAAGUUGGUACAAGCAAGGUGAGACAUGGGACAGUAAGUUCUCCACCAUUGCUUCUUCCUAUGAAGAGUGCAGAGCUGAGUGCGUUGGAUUGUACCUGUGUGUCAAUGAAGAAGUCCUACGGAUAUUUGGACACGAAGCUCAGGAAGCACAAGAUGUUUUAUACGUGAACUGGUUGAAUAUGGUGCGGGCUGGGCUUGCAGGACUAGAAUAUUAUACACCAGAGACCGGACGUUGGAGACAGGCACACAUGCAAGCACGUUUUGUGAUUCUUCGUGUCCUUCUGGAGGCUGGACAAAACUUUGUCGCUCUGUCUGAAAAAGUUGGGGCUGAUGGCCUCCCGGAUGCACAAGUGACAUUAAAUAGAGACAAGAUUUUGAGCGUGGGCAAGCCAGCUAUCCAGCAAUUCUUGCAAAGGCUGCAGGUGUAUAAAUCCACGGCAGAUGUAGAGCGUGCCCGGGAGAUGUAUGAUGGUUACUCGGCAGUUACUGAUUCUGAUACAUACCGGUUCCUCGCUCUCCGUGAUAUUGUAAUAAUGAGAAAAGAGGAGAGGAAAUCUUUUGUACAGAUAAACACACGGCUCACAGGUGACACAGUGAGUGUUGUGCAGUAUGACAGCAGUCCCUCUGGACUGAUCCUCUCGGUCUUGCAGAGAUUUCCUGAUGAUGAGGAAGAACUGGAAAGGAAGAUGCUGGAGCUAAGCUGUGCCGAUGCCCAUUUCUGGCGAAGCCAAAACUGCUCAUAAUUAGGCAACGGGAUGGUGCCGUGUGAUGUUAUGCAGAGGUCCGGCUAGAGGAAUGAAUAAACGGAGCUAUACUCUGCAGAUAUCUGAUGAGGGAACAGUUAAUAUGUCACAACUAGAUGCAACAGAUUCUCAGCAUGUCUAGCAGUCAAAACAUUAAUAAGGGGGCAAUCAUUUGAGGUCUUUUAGAGCACCAUAGAAGAUGGCAGUCAUGAGCAGUUACAGCUGUGGAUUUGCGUGAUGCAGUGUGUAUCUGGCCCAGGGUGCCCUUACGGGUAAAUUAUGAGAAUCUGGAUUCAUUCUGAAUUAAAUAAUUUUACUAAGUCAA
Messenger RNA from Spea bombifrons (plains spadefoot toad), 2638 nucleotides. It is a transcript of the gene DPP3, whose product is annotated as dipeptidyl peptidase 3. Lineage: Eukaryota; Metazoa; Chordata; Amphibia; Anura; Pelobatidae. Gene Ontology annotation, biological process: proteolysis. The transcript is spliced from 18 exons. Gene Ontology annotation, cellular component: cytoplasm. Gene Ontology annotation, molecular function: metalloexopeptidase activity; dipeptidyl-peptidase activity. Bases 109 to 2313 code for a protein of 734 amino acids. The record is from RefSeq and is a predicted model, not a curated record.